AUGUGGCGUGACGAGCUGCUGUGGCCCUGCCGCCGGCGCCUCCGAGCGGCCGCCGUCGCCGCGGCCGCCGUGGCGAGUGACGCCGCGGUGUCGCUGGUGAAGGAGGUUCAUCGGGUGUCCUCGAUGCCCUGCGGCCGGAAGGCAGCCACUUUGCUGACCUGCAUUUGGAAGCACGAGGAUCAGAGUCCACCUGAGAGGUACUUUCUCUAUUUGCACGGCUUUCCGGAUCAGAGCUUGGACCAUCGCAUCGAGUCGAGCCACUACGGGCAGAUUCACCCGCGCUUGCCCCAACGCCUCGCCGAGCGGCUCUUGAGCGAAAGGCCUCGGAGUGCCUUCGUGGCCUUCAACUUUGCUGGGACACCCGGUUCUGACGAUACUGUGAGUUUCUACGAGAAAACGGUCAGCCGAGAGGUCUUGGAUGCCCUAUGCAUCAUUGAGUACUUGCGACGGGACAAGCUUUGGCCAAUCCAUGUCAUCGGGAUUUCCACUGGUGCCAUUGUUGCCAGCUUGCUUCGAGGAAAAACCACGAAGCUCACCAUCACUGCGAUCGCUGGGCUGGUGGACUUGGAGAAAGGCCUUCACUAUGACUUCGAUGAGUCGCAGCUGGCAUCCUUUGAAUCCGACGGCUUUUGCUGGAAGGAGUUCUGGCUGCCACAGUCAGCUUCUAACCCCGGCAGUGCAUGCAGCCCGACAGAGGCAGUUGAGGGGAAGACUCAGGAUGUAUGGAGCAAAUGUGCCAUUCCGCUCUCUGUGACCUACCGGGAUGACUUCCUCUCCUUAGAUCUGAAGGGCUUUGUGAGCCAGAAUUCUACACCAAUGCUGAUUCUGCACGGAGAUCGCGAUCGAAACGUUCCCUUGGAGAACGGUGAGGAAUUGUUUCGGGUGGCGGCCAAGCCCAAGGAGAUGGUGAUCAUCAAAGGUGGAGACCACCUGCUCCGCAGCUCCAAGUGUACCAACAAAGCAGCCGCGGCCAUCCUUGACUUCAUCGCACGACACGACACUCAGGAGCCGUGA
Molecule: messenger RNA, 1014 nt
Organism: Durusdinium trenchii
Lineage: Eukaryota; Dinophyceae; Suessiales; Symbiodiniaceae
Source: the annotation of a GenBank genome assembly